AUGUCGAUUCGCACAUUAAGAAUCGGCCUUAUCCCCGGCGAUGGCAUCGGCAAAGAAGUCAUCCCUGCAGGUCGCCGGAUCCUCGAGGCGCUGCCCUCCUACCUCAACCUCCGGUUCGACUUUGUCAACCUUGGGGCCGGCUUCGAGACGUUUGAGCAGACAGGCACUGCCUUGCCCGAAGCCACCGUCGAUGUUCUCCGCAAUGAGUGCGACGGAGCCCUCUUCGGCGCCGUCAGCUCUCCGACACAUGCUGUCAGGGGCUAUUCAUCCCCCAUCGUCGCCCUCCGCAAGCGCCUCGACCUCUACGCCAAUGUUCGCCCCGUCAAGUCCGUCAUGAGCGCCUCCAAGCCUAUAGACAUGGUCAUUGUUCGCGAGAACACCGAGGACCUUUACGUGAAGCAGGAGAAGAUGUACGACGGGCCGGACGGCAAGGUCGCCGAGGCUAUCAAGCGCAUAUCUGAAAGGGCUUCCUUUCGCAUCGCCGCCAUGGCAGGCGACAUUGCCGUCCGCCGUCAAACCAUCCGUGAGUCGGGCGCGGAGAGUAUUCACCCCGAGCCUACCGUCACCAUAACGCACAAAUCCAACGUUCUUUCACAAACCGACGGGCUCUUCCGCGAGGUAUCCAAGAGGGCCCUCGCGGACCCCAAAUAUGUGUCUGUUAAAAUCGAAGAACAGAUUGUCGAUUCCAUGCUUUACAAGCUCUUCCGGCAACCCCAGGACUACGACGUCAUAGUUGCCCCCAACCUUUACGGCGAUAUCCUCUCUGACGGUGCUGCUGCCCUCGUAGGCAGCCUCGGCCUCGUUCCCAGUGCGAAUGUAGGCGAUGGAUUUGCCAUUGGGGAGCCUUGCCACGGCAGCGCCCCGGAUAUCAUGGGACAUGGAGUUGCAAACCCCAUUGCCACUUUGAGAAGCGCCGCCCUUAUGCUCGAGUUCCUAAACGAGCCUGCCGCAGCUGCCAAGAUCUACUGCGCUGUCGACGCAAAUCUUGGCGAGGGCAAACUUUUAAGCCCAGAUCUAGGAGGUUCUGCUACUACAAUUCAAGUAGUAGAUGAUAUAUUAAGACGACUAUGA
Hirsutella rhossiliensis is the source of this 1071-nucleotide messenger RNA. RefSeq names its product isocitrate/isopropylmalate dehydrogenase domain-containing protein. Gene Ontology annotation, biological process: isocitrate metabolic process; tricarboxylic acid cycle. The record is from RefSeq and is a predicted model, not a curated record. Lineage: Eukaryota; Fungi; Ascomycota; Sordariomycetes; Hypocreales; Ophiocordycipitaceae. The transcript has 2 exons. Gene Ontology annotation, molecular function: isocitrate dehydrogenase (NAD+) activity; NAD binding; magnesium ion binding. Gene Ontology annotation, cellular component: mitochondrion. The coding region runs from base 1 to 1071 and encodes 356 amino acids.